CUAAACAAUUUGCUGGCGUCCUGUCCCGCCCUGACCAUUCAUUCGCCCAGGCCGACCCACCUUUCUGCCGAUUCGCCGUAGGGUAGUCUCUGCCCACCAGAACAGAAUUUCAAAUUCGCCUAACCGCCAGCCCAGCCAACCUCAUCGUCCCGAAACAACCCUCAUCUGCGUACGACCACCGACAAUCGGCACCCACAUUCAAGAUGAGGACCUACGACGACACAUUCUCGGGCCAGAGGAUCUACCCUGGAAAGGGUAAGCUCUACGUCCGUGGCGACUCCAAGGUCUUCCGAUUCCAGAACGGCAAAUCCGAGUCGCUCUUCCUCCAGCGCAAGAACCCCCGUCGCAUUGCCUGGACCGUCCUGUACCGUCGCCAGCACCGCAAGGGUAUCACUGAGGAAGCCGCCAAGAAGCGAACCCGCCGUACCGUCAAGUCCCAGCGUGCUAUUGUCGGUGCUUCCCUCGAUGUGAUCAAGGAGAAGCGAUCCAUGCGCCCCGAGGCCCGCUCGGCCGCCCGCCAGCAAGCCAUCAAGGAGAGCAAGGAGAAGAAGGCUGCCGAGGCCGCCGCCAAGAAGUCGGAGAAGGCAAAGAACGCCGCCUCGGCGGCCAAGGGCCAGACCCAACGCAUCGUCGGCAAGCAGGGAGCCAAGGGUUCCGCCCCCAAGGUCAAGGCCACCACCCGAUAAAGGAAUCAAGAUGAGCGGGUGCUAGUCGAGUGCAUACGUGGACAUCUUUUCUCUGGGUUCGGCACUACUUUUGCAAUUGAGAUUUCAGGGAAGGGCUGGAGUCGGGUUCUCAGUGCUUUUACAGGCCUACAGACGUCUUGAAAAAAAAAGGGACGGGUUGCAUGGAAUAGGGGACACGAUUCCGCACGAGUAGCUCAUAGAAAUGAGACUUGUGCAAUUGAUCAAACCGACAAUCCUAGCACAGCUGUAGCUGACCGGCCAGUUGAGGCCCGGGGCGCCUCUGCGUUGGCUACGAGUCCUCGGCGAGGCGUUGAACAGCUCAGGGUGACGGUUUCAGGCGUCGAUUUCUAUUGCUAUUUGUGUCUGGAGGGCAACCGUGCCUGGACAAACCCGCAGCUUGGUGUCAAGUUGUGGACGGGUCGACCUCAGCGGCGAUGCGUAUCUCCCCUAAGUACUACAUAUCCCGACGACAAUACCUCAACGAGGACUACAUUGCGUGCCUGAGUGCAAGCUGCCAGAUUGGUUGUUUUGACGGGCAUCAGAUUAA
Molecule: messenger RNA, 1233 nt
Organism: Diaporthe batatas
Lineage: Eukaryota; Fungi; Ascomycota; Sordariomycetes; Diaporthales; Diaporthaceae
Exons: 3
Coding region: 204-686 (160 amino acids)
Biological process (GO): cytoplasmic translation
Cellular component (GO): cytosolic large ribosomal subunit
Molecular function (GO): structural constituent of ribosome; mRNA binding
Source: RefSeq, a predicted model, not a curated record